ACUUUUAAGUCCUUUACAUCACUUCAUCUCAGCUUGAGAUUAACCAAAAGAGACAAAAAUAGUUUCCCAACUUCUCUCUCUUUCUCCUUUCCUUUUAAAAAAAAUGUUUUUAGCCUCAUCCUCAGUUUCCCCAAACAACCCCUUUAAGUUUCUUUGCCCCGGCCCCUUUUAUACCAAAAAAAAAAAGAAAGAAAAAAAAAGAGAAAUCCACUCUAACACAACUAAAAAUUCAUUUUGUCUGACCUAAAUCAGAGGGUGUCUGCGCCAUGGGCUUAUUACACAGUGCGCUUAAACUUGUGUUGUGGAGGAGGAUGGGGUAUUAUUAUCUUCCAGCUACCCACCCUGCUAUAAAAACUAGUGGUGCGACAUCUCCUCAGCGCCGCGCUGCUGCCCUCCCUCCCUUCCUCUCACUCUCUCGCUCGUCCUAUAUGAGCCACACACACAAACAGUGAGGCUGACUCUCAACUCCACACACCAGCCACUCCGCUACACGGACAGACCCGGGGAACCACACUCCUCUGCUCCUCUGCUUCAGCUUCUCUCCAUUGGAUAUUCCUAUUAUAUAUAUAUAUUUUUUUUUUUUUUAAUGUAUUUUUGUGAAUGGGCAUCCGUGGCCGUUGUGGGGAGUUGGUGAAUGGACUGGCCGCCCGGCACCGGCUGAUUGACAGGCAAGGGAGGCAGCGGUGAUCCAAUUUUCUUCUUAUUCUUUUUUUUUUUUUUUUUUUUUAAAGAGAAAGGGCGAUGCUGAGAGGUCAAGCGAGGAGCAACGGAGCCUCUCAGUAGUCUGGAAAUACAAAGACACGUGACGGGAAUUUCGAGAGGCUGAAAGGCAAGACCACAACACAGAGGAGAAUGGUUCACCACAGAGAGGAGGAUCUGAUCGGGAUCCCCUUCCCAAAUCACAGCAGCGACGUCCUGUGCAGCCUCAACGAGCAGCGCCGCGACGGCCUGCUGUGCGACGUCGUCCUCAUCGUCCGCGACCACGAGUACCGCACCCACCGCUCCGUCCUGGCCGCCUGCAGCCAGUACUUCAAGAAGCUCUUCACGGUGGCCACGGCCGCCGGCGGGGACCACCAUCCCGCGGUGGCCGUGUACGAGAUCGACUUCGUGGCGCCGGAGCCCCUCACGGCCAUCCUGGAGUUCGCCUACACGUCGACGCUGACCGUGACGGCGUCCAACGUCAAGGAGAUCCUGAAGGCGGCCCAGAUGCUGGAGAUCCCCUGCGUCAUCAACGUUUGCCUGGAGAUCAUGGACAGCGGGGGUGGCGGGAGAGCGGAGGACGGAGAGGAGGAGGAGGAGGGGGAGGAGGAGGAGGACGAAGAGGAGGAGGAGGAGGAGGAGGAAGAAGAGGAGGACGAAGAGGAGGACGAGGGGUCGAGGAGGGACGAGCGGGGGGACGACGUCAGCGAGAGGUCGCCGUCGGAGAGCCGGGGCCAGAGGAGGCCCCCCGGGACGGAGGAGUCGCCGCCUCCCAGCACCUCCAAGUACCACCAGCAGCUGGACCGGCACAGAGGGUCGUCCCACUGGUCUCCGGACUCCCUGAGAGGGAAACAGGAGAGCAUGGAGAGCCGGGCUCUGAAGGACUUCUCCAUCGAGUCCCUCCUCCAGGACGGCCUCUACCCCCGCGCGUCGACGCUGGACCGGAGGGCCGACCUCUCGCCCCUCCUGCCGGGCUUCUACCCCUCCAUGUGGGCCGCCGAGUUCCCGACCUUCCCCAAGCAGUUCCUGAAUCCCGGCCACCACCAGCAUCCCCAGGCGGGGGCCCCGCAGCAGGCCGGGCUCCCCCCCCACCACCACCACCACCACCAACACCACCACCACGCCUUCGCCGCCUCGGCCCCGCUGGACGCCGCCAGGCCCCUGGAUCUGGCCGCGAAAAGGGGGAUGAUUAAGGAGGAGGCGAAGGACGACAUCCCCCUGAGCCUGCUCAGCGGCGACUUCCUGAAGGAGUUGGUCAGCUCGGGCCUCGGCGGCGCCGUGGGCGCGGGGGGCCCCGGGCCGCCGGAGGGUCACGCCCUGGGUCCGAUAAAGGACGAGGCCGACUUCCGGUCGUACCUCAGCUUCCUGAGCUCGGCGUCCCACCUGGGGGCGCUGUUCCCCCCCUGGCAGAUGGAGGAGGAGCGGAAGAUGAAGCCCAAGGCGUCGCAGCAGUGUCCGAUCUGCAACAAGGUGAUCCAGGGAGCCGGCAAGCUGCCGCGACACAUGAGGACCCACACGGGCGAGAAGCCGUACAUGUGCACCAUCUGUGAGGUUCGAUUCACCAGACAGGACAAACUCAAGAUCCACAUGAGGAAGCACACCGGCGAGCGGCCCUACAUCUGCCUCCACUGCAACUCCAAGUUCGUGCACAACUACGACCUCAAGAACCACCUGCGCAUCCACACGGGCGUGCGGCCCUACCAGUGCGAGCACUGCUACAAGAGCUUCACGCGGUCCGACCACCUGCACCGGCACAUCAAGAGGCAGAGCUGCCGCAUCUCCCGCCCGCGCCGGGGCAGGAAGCCAGCGGCCUGGCGGUCGGCGGCGGGCGCCGGCAGCUUCCUGUGCCCGCCCGCCGCCGUCGCCGCCAACCGGUUCGCGGAGAACGGGUUGAGCCCGGCGUACCAGGGGGUCAAGGGUCACGGACUCGGGGAGAUGCUCGGCGACAGGGGCCCGGGUUUCAAGGGCGGCGAGCGGCGGGAGGAGGCGGCGGGGGGGGGGAAGGCCGCGGCGGGGAGGCAGAGGGGAGUGUUCGCCUUCGCCCUGGCGGGAGAGGAAGUGCUCGCCCGCUCUCCGUUUUACGCCGCGACCUCCGACCCCUGGACCGUGCGGCUGGAGCGCGCUCCGCCCAUCCCCGAGGCGGCCAAAUGAGGAGAGAAAGGAGACGAGGAGAGAAAGGAGACGAGGGAAGGAAGCGCCUCAGGGUCGCUGUCUGUUCUGCUCCGGGACGCUAAAGCACCUUUUUUUUCUCAAAAAGUGAAAGUGAGACGGAUGAACCUUUUGAAGCCUGCUGAGUCACAGUACAAAACAAAACAAAAAACAGACUUGCUGUUUGUUUCCUCUUGAGGAUCAGACGCAGUCUGAUUUAACCAGUUGAAAGAUGUCAAGUCAGAUUUAUUGUUUACAGAUAUUUUGAUCGCAUUUUAAGAGGAGGCAAAACAGUUUGACACGGCUAAUGAGGAAAACGUAUCGCGAUGCUGUUAUAUUAUAUAUAUUUGCGUUAUUUAUGUUUCCAGCCAACUCGGUCCUACGACGUCCUCUGAAGCCAGAUGUGAUCCGGCCUUUUGUACUGAAAAGUAUUCGUAUGCAGUAAAAUACAAGAAUCAGAGCAGGACAAAGUGCACUUCUUAGUGUCCUGUGUGAUGAAUGUGAAAUAAAAGAUAAAAUUGGUCGAGCGCGCGUCGUUAAAAGAAGGUCGAUUGCGGUCCAAUUUCAAAAGGGAAGUGAAGUUAACAUAAACGAAUAGAAUGCAAUUUCAAAUAUAUGAAUAAGCCUUCAUCCAAUCAAAUCACAGCGAGUUUUAUUUGAAUAUUGUGUUUUAAGUUUGGAAAAAACAGACCAAGAAAAAAAAAAACAUCAAAAUGUUUCACUUGAGCAGGGCUUCGUCUGGCACAUGCCCUGCAGGUAUGUUUGAUCCUGACAUUGAUAUUUAAUGAUAUUCCAAAACAAAGGGAACCCACUUGAAGUGUACAAAAUCAGGACAUUUGAUAACGUGUAAUUAGCCUUUCACUGCCUUGUUCUGAUUUAAACUCCUCGCCUGCACUAUUGUACAUAAGGACACAAACUCUUUGGCCAUGGUGUUAAUUACAGUCAGCGUUGCUGAUGUAAAAUAAUAUAUGUAUGUAUAUAUAUAUAUAUAUAUAUAUAUAUAUAUAUAUAUAUAUAUAUAUAUAUAUAUAUAUAUUGAUCUCAAAAGGCAUCCACCCAAAGAUGUGUACUUUGAUAUUUCACAGACUUGAAUACGACUUUGUUUUGAUGUUUAUGAAUAUGUGUGUUUCUGACCAAUCAACCGUCGCUUUAGCUGAACAGUGUGCUUGUGUUUUCUCUGCUGCAACAAAUCAACGGGGUGAAGUUAAGCCCUAGUUGUUUUUCAUAUAACGUUCAUCUCUGAUUUGUGUAUAAAGAAGUUAAGAAUGAUUUGAAUUGAAAUGGGAAAGUAUUUUCUUGCUAUUUAUGCAUAUUUAAAUGAAUGAGCCUUGGCUAUAUUUUGCAAAUCUGUUUUAUAAAGACACUAAAUGUUGAA
Molecule: messenger RNA, 4222 nt
Organism: Pungitius pungitius (ninespine stickleback)
Lineage: Eukaryota; Metazoa; Chordata; Actinopteri; Perciformes; Gasterosteidae
Product: zinc finger and BTB domain-containing protein 7C
Exons: 4
Coding region: 853-2850 (665 amino acids)
Biological process (GO): regulation of transcription by RNA polymerase II
Molecular function (GO): protein binding; DNA-binding transcription factor activity, RNA polymerase II-specific; RNA polymerase II cis-regulatory region sequence-specific DNA binding
Source: RefSeq, a predicted model, not a curated record